Messenger RNA from Theobroma umbraticum, 2375 nucleotides. RefSeq names its product Protein kinase superfamily protein (gene PBS1). Gene Ontology annotation, biological process: protein phosphorylation. The record is from RefSeq and is a predicted model, not a curated record. NCBI's taxonomy places the organism in Eukaryota, Viridiplantae, Streptophyta, Magnoliopsida, Malvales, Malvaceae. Gene Ontology annotation, molecular function: ATP binding; protein kinase activity.
GGACGUUUUUCUCACCUUGACUCUCCCUGACUCCAUCUCCCCUGCCCUUUUCCCUUGUGUGUUCCGCCAGUCCCGCCAAUUGACACGUAAAUAUCAUUUCCUUUUUCGAAUUUUAAUUUUAUAUAUGUGUACAACAACAACAAGGUUUAUUCGAGUGCUAAAUAACUGCAGAGUUAAAAGCUUUCUUUUUUUUUUUUUAAAAAAAAAGGAAUUUAGUAGUAGCAUGAGAAAAUCUCUGGAGAGAGAGAGAGAGGAAGGGGAGAGGGGGAAGUUUUAGUUGUAUUUAUAAUAUAUGGUCAAAAAGAGAGUGUGUGGGAGCUAUAAGUUUUGUGUAAAGCGUACACGAAGCCGAAGACAAAAGCCGGCUUCUUCAUCUUCUUCUUCAACAUCUGUUUUGCUUCAAACUUCUCUCUCGCUUACCUUAAAGUUUCUGUUUUAUUGUGCGCUUUACUUUCUUGUUUUGGUUGUUCGAUUCAUUUCAUCUUUUCUUUUUUGAUGAUUUGAUCGGGUAAAGGAAUAGAGAGGAGGGUGCCCAAAAAGUUUUUUCUUUUUAAAAAUUUUUGUAAAAAAUUAGGAUUGGAAUAUGACAAGUUGAUUGAGCUUUUCUUAUUGAAAAUCUGAUAUAUUUCAGAAAUUUAAGGAAUUUUUUUUUGGGGGUUUGGUUUGAUUUUUGAGGGGAUGGGUUGCUUUCCUUGUUUCGAUUCAAGGGAAGAGGAGAAGUUAAAUCCCGUCAAAGAAACCGAUGAUCGAAAGCAAGGCCAACCAACCGUUUCCUCUAACAUUUCCAGAUUAGCUUCAGGAGGGGACAGGCUCAGAUCAAGAAGUAAUGGAGGGUCCAAAAGGGAAUUACCAAGUCCCAGGGAUGGGCCUGGUGUCCAAAUUGCUGCUCAAAUUUUUACUUUUCGUGAGCUUGCAGCUGCAACAAAGAAUUUCAGGCCAGAGUCUUUCUUAGGUGAAGGUGGAUUUGGACGUGUGUACAAAGGGCAGCUUGAGAGUACUGGUCAGGUUGUUGCCGUCAAACAGUUGGAUAGAAAUGGUCUCCAGGGUAACAGGGAAUUUCUGGUUGAGGUUCUCAUGCUCAGUCUUCUUCAUCAUCCUAAUCUAGUUAACCUGAUCGGUUAUUGUGCUGAUGGAGAUCAACGGCUUCUUGUCUAUGAAUUCAUGCCCUUGGGAUCCUUGGAAGAUCACCUUCAUGAUCUUCCUCCUGAGAAGGAACCACUAGAUUGGAACACAAGAAUGAAGAUUGCAGCUGGUGCUGCUAAAGGUUUGGAAUACCUGCAUGAUAAAGCAAAUCCUCCUGUUAUAUACAGGGACUUCAAGUCCUCCAACAUAUUACUGGAUGAAGGAUUUCACCCGAAGUUAUCUGAUUUUGGGCUUGCAAAACUUGGUCCUGUUGGAGACAAAUCACAUGUUUCCACCAGGGUUAUGGGCACAUAUGGUUAUUGUGCUCCUGAGUAUGCUAUGACUGGUCAAUUGACAGUGAAAUCUGAUGUUUAUAGUUUUGGGGUGGUCUUCUUGGAGCUAAUUACAGGACGGAAAGCCAUUGACAGCACACAACCCCAUGGAGAACAAAACCUUGUUACAUGGGCACGUCCAUUAUUCAAUGACCGCCGCAAAUUUUCAAAAUUGGCGGAUCCCCGACUGCAGGGACGAUAUCCAAUGCGAGGUCUCUACCAAGCUCUAGCCGUGGCAUCCAUGUGCAUUCAAGAGCAGGCUGCCACACGUCCUCUGAUUGGGGAUGUGGUCACUGCCCUCUCUUAUUUGGCAAAUCAGGCAUACGAUCCUAAUGCGGCAGGGCAUGGCUACAGAGGCCCUGGAGAUAAGGAUGACAAAAGAUACAGAGAUGACAGAGGAGGAAGGGUGUCAAGGAAUGAUGAAGGAGGAGCAUCUGGUCGUAGGUGGGAUUUGGAAGGGUCUGAGAAGGAAGACUCCCCCAGAGAAACUGCGAGGAUGUUGAAUAGGGAUUUGAAUAGGGAAAGGGCUGUAGCCGAGGCCAAAAUGUGGGGAGAGAAUUGGCGAGAAAAAAGGAGGCAAAGCGCGCAGGGUAGUUUCGAUGGGUCUAAUGGGUAGUAUCCUAGCAAAACUGGUGUGCACCAUCUUCCACCUCAGUGUUUAUCCAGCUUUCUCACAUUAACUGGGUGAAGACACGUUUCUAGCUUUUAUCUGCCUGGUCCAGCGAAAAAGCUUGGCAAUGCUUUCUUCCUCUGAAAUGGAGACAGGUGGUGGGCUUUGUUAGGGACUUUGGUGCUAACAUGCGCUUAACCUCUUCUUUUUUUUUUUUUUCAAAUUUUUGUUUUUUUCUCUUUUUUUCACUUUACAUCCUUUCAUUGAAGCAUAGAAGAAGAAGACGAAGAAGAAGAAGAAGAUGAUGAUGA